Molecule: messenger RNA, 2051 nt
Organism: Melanotaenia boesemani (Boeseman's rainbowfish)
Lineage: Eukaryota; Metazoa; Chordata; Actinopteri; Atheriniformes; Melanotaeniidae
Product: obg-like ATPase 1
Exons: 11
Coding region: 91-1278 (395 amino acids)
Cellular component (GO): cytoplasm
Molecular function (GO): ATP hydrolysis activity; GTP binding; ATP binding
Source: RefSeq, a predicted model, not a curated record
UUUCCAACUUGCCUUUUCACUGGAGCGGCCGGUGUGAACAGAUACUGUAGUGAACACCACGUAACUCAUAUACCAAGAAGAGACGUCAAGAUGCCUCCAAAAAAGACAGAAGCCCCCAAACCACCUCCCUUAAUUGGAAGAUUUGGAACAUCUUUAAAAAUUGGAAUUGUGGGAUUGCCUAAUGUUGGAAAAUCAACAUUUUUUAAUGUGCUGACCAAAAGCCAAGCGGCUGCAGAAAACUUCCCAUUCUGCACAAUUGACCCGAAUGAGAGCAGGGUGCCUGUUCCUGAUGAGCGCUAUGAUUUCCUUUGUCAAUACCACAAGCCAGCCAGCAAGGUUCCUGCUUUCCUCAAUGUUGUGGACAUUGCUGGUCUGGUGAAGGGAGCUCAUUCGGGACAAGGACUAGGAAACGCAUUCCUCUCCCACAUCAGUGCCUGUGAUGGUAUCUUCCAUAUGACUCGUGCAUUCGAUGAUGAGGAUAUUGUCCACGUAGAGGGCAACGUGGACCCAGUGAGGGACAUUGAGAUCAUCCAUGAGGAACUACGGCUUAAGGACGAGGAAAUGAUGGCUCCAAUCAUUGACAAACUGGAGAAAACUGCUGUCAGAGGAGGAGACAAAAAACUCAAACCGGAAUAUGAUAUCAUAUUGAAGAUAAAGAACUGGGUGGUGGAUGAGAAAAAGCACAUUAGAUUUUACAAUGACUGGAACGACAAAGAGAUUGAAGUAUUGAACAAAUACCUGUUCCUAACAUCAAAGCCCAUGAUCUACCUGGUUAAUCUCUCAGAGAAGGAUUACAUCAGAAAAAAGAACAAAUGGUUGGUAAAAAUCAAAGAGUGGGUAGAUGCAAAUGAUCCUGGUGCGCUGGUCAUCCCUCUGAGUGGAGCUCUGGAGUCAAAACUACAGGACAUGGAGGAGGAGGAGAGGGAUAAAUAUUGCGAGGAACAGAAGACACAGAGUGUUCUGACCAAAAUAAUAAAGACCGGCUACGCAGCGUUACAGCUGGAAUACUUCUUCACUGCAGGACCAGAUGAGGUGCGAGCGUGGACCAUCAGGAAAGGUACCAAGGCUCCCCAAGCUGCAGGAAAGAUCCACACUGACUUUGAGAAAGGCUUCAUCAUGGCUGAGGUGAUGAAAUUCAGCGAUUUCAAAGAGGAGGGCACGGAAAGUGCAGUUAAGGCUGCUGGGAAGUAUAGACAGCAGGGCAGGAACUACAUCGUGGAGGAUGGCGACAUUAUCUUUUUCAAAUUCAACACACCGAAUGCACCUAAAAAGAAAUAAUGGGGCCACACAGUUACCAGGGGUGUAAUUCUGAGUCCAGUUCAGUCAGGCCCUGAAGAGCAGCAUUAUCUGAUGGUUUUCAUAACUUUUCUUUUGAAUUUAAAGGACUGAAUUGUAGCCUGAGUGGUCACAGACAACAAUCUCUAUGAAUUAUUACAAUAAAAUAACAUUAAAAUUUUCAAGCUAUUAAGUUAUUAAAACAUUGUUUCAUUGGAACUGAAGAAAAAAAUAAAACAAAACAAACGUAUGCAAACAUACAUUUUUACUUUAACAUUUAUUUCUUUGUUAUACACGAAACAGGCCUCUGAUGCUCUUUCCUUCAUUAUAUCUGAUCAUUUAAGCCACAAAGCGCAGAGACACUUAAGAGUAUUUCUUUAAGUGUUUUUAACCACAUGUAAUCUUUGAUUAGUUGACAUUCUUUCAGUUCUAAAACUUACUUAAUUUGUACUAUUAAGUAAAUUUCUGUUUUAGAUUUCAUCUCUUCAUUGCUUUUUAUUUUAUAAUAAUUACAGAAAAGUUAUAGCUUGAUAUUUAGAAAAAAAAUCUAAAAUAUUUUGUGUCCAAAAGCUUGUUGCUGAUGGUGUUUGCCAUGAGAAGAGAAUGAAAGCCAUCACUGUGUUUCAUUCAGGGCUGGAAUGUACUGUGCUAUAAGCUUGGAUGGAUGUUUUAUAAAAGAGCAAAGCAGGUCUUGCUGACCAUGCCUGAUCAAACCCCUGAACUGAAUUUGUGUUAUAUAAGCUGCUUUUAUUGACUUUGUUUGGGUUGGUUAAAAA